CUCGCCAUACAUUUGAACGCUGGUACGGCGCUGUGUCUCCAUCCCAUCCUGACUGAAAGCCGCUCAAACGGUAAAGUUUUUGUGGUCAUCUGGGUGAAUAUCAGCUGCAUCCACUAGAAGACGUUUAACUAGCCUGCCAUACACACUCUGACGGAAUGGAACUGAAUGACGCAAACUUACACUCUCUGACCGAAUACCUCGGGAAAACGCUGAAUCCAGACCCAGCUGUCAGACGCCCAGCUGAAAAGUUUCUUGAGUCUGUUGAAGGGAACCAAAACUAUCCAUUAUUACUCCUGACUUUAUUGGAGAAAUCACAGGACAACGUCAUUCGCGUCUGUGCUGCCGUCACAUUCAAGAACUACAUCAAAAGAAACUGGCGAAUUGUCGAGGACGAACCGAACAGAAUAUCCGAUCAAGAUCGGACAGCGAUAAAAGCCAACAUUGUAAAUCUGAUGCUCAGCAGUCCAGAGCAGAUCCAAAAGCAGUUAAGUGAUGCCAUCAGCAUAAUAGGACGAGAAGACUUUCCCCAAAAGUGGCCCGAGCUUCUGACGGAGAUGGUAACCCGCUUCCGAAGCGGAGACUUUCACAUCAUCAACGGAGUCCUUCGCACUGCCCAUUCUCUUUUUAAGAGAUACCGCCAUGAGUUCAAAUCCAAUGAGCUGUGGACUGAAAUCAAACUGGUUCUCGAUACAUUUGCUUCACCACUGACAGAGCUGUUUAAAGCAACCAUUGAGUUGUGCCAGACUCAUGCAUCUGAUGUCGACGCCUUGAAGGUGCUUUUCUCCUCGCUCACUCUCAUCUGCAAGCUCUUCUACAGUCUCAACUUCCAGGAUCUACCUGAGUUUUUUGAAGACAACAUGGAAACAUGGAUGACCAAUUUCCAUGGCCUACUGACAUUAGAUAAUAAACUUCUACAAACAGAUGAUGAAGAGGAGGCUGGUCUGCUGGAGUUGCUCAAAUCUCAAAUCUGUGAUAACGCAGCGCUUUAUGCUCAGAAGUACGACGAGGAGUUUCAGCCGUACCUUCCCCGUUUUGUCACAGCUAUCUGGAACCUUUUAGUCUCCACAGGUCAAGAAGUGAAAUACGACUUGCUUGUUAGCAAUGCCAUCCAGUUUUUGGCAUCAGUUUGUGAAAGGCCUCAUUACAAGAAUCUGUUUGAGGACCAGAAUAUUCUCACCAGCAUUUGUGAGAAGGUCAUCGUGCCAAACAUGGAGUUCAGGAGUGCAGACGAGGAGGCUUUUGAAGACAACUCUGAGGAAUAUAUUCGACGAGACCUUGAAGGAUCUGACAUCGACACUCGACGAAGAGCAGCCUGUGACUUGGUCAGAGGUCUUUGUAAAUUCUUCGAGGGCCCAGUCACAGCCAUCUUCUCUGGUUACGUGAACUCAAUGUUGGUUGAAUUUUCAAAGAAUCCUAGAGAGAACUGGAAGCACAAAGACGCUGCUAUUUACUUGGUGACGUCGUUGGCCUCAAAAGCACAGACCCAGAAGCACGGAAUCACUCAGGCCAACGAGUUGGUGAAUGUGACAGAGUUCUUUGUGAACCACAUUCUUCCAGAUCUGAAGAGUCCUAAUGUCAAUGAGUUCCCUGUGUUGAAGGCUGAUGCCAUCAAGUACGUAAUGAUCUUCAGGAGCCAGCUUCCAAAGGAGCAGGUCCUCCAUGCUGUUCCCCUCCUGAUAAGCCACCUGCAGGCAGACAGCAUAGUGGAGCACACGUAUGCCGCACAUGCUCUGGAGAGACUCUUCACAAUGAAGGGGCCCAACAACACGACGCUCAUCUCGGCUGCGGAGAUCGCACCCGUGACUGAACAGCUGCUCACGAACCUUUUCAAGGCGCUCACGCUUCCUGGUUCUUCAGAGAAUGAAUACAUCAUGAAAGCCAUCAUGCGCAGCUUCUCUCUGCUGCAGGAAGCCAUCGUUCCCUACAUUCCCACUCUGAUUGGACAACUUACUCACAAGCUCCUCUUGGUCAGCAAGAACCCCAGCAAACCCCAUUUCAACCACUACCUGUUUGAGUCGCUGUGCCUGUCCGUUCGAAUCACCUGCAAAGCUAACCCCGCCACAGUUGGGAGCUUCGAGGAAGCUCUUUUCCCUGUGUUCACUGAAAUUCUUCAGAACGAUUGCCAGGAGUUUCUCCCGUACGUCUUCCAGGUCAUGUCUCUCCUCCUGGAGAUCCAUUCUGACUCCAUUCCCGCGGCCUACAUGGCUUUGUUCCCACACCUGCUGCAGCCGGUGCUGUGGGAGCGGACAGGAAACAUCCCCCCGCUGGUCCGUCUGCUGCAGGCCUACCUGGAGAAGGGAGGCGCCACUAUUGCCAGCACUGCAGCUGAUAAAAUACCUGGUUUGCUUGGAGUGUUCCAGAAGCUCAUCGCCUCAAAGGCCAACGACCACCAAGGAUUUUAUCUGCUCAACAGCAUCAUCGAGUUCAUGCCUCCGGAAUCGAUCACUCAGUACAGGAAACAGAUCUUCAUUUUGUUCUUCCAGAGACUCCAGAACUCCAAAACCACAAAGUUCAUCAAGAGUUUUUUGGUGUUUGUCAACCUGUACUGUGUCAAGUACGGAGCGAUCGCACUUCAGGAGAUAUUCGACAGCAUCCAACCAAAGAUGUUCGGAAUGGUUCUGGAGAAAAUAGUGAUUCCCGAGGUUCAGAAAGUAUCCGGCACCAUCGAGAAGAAGAUCUGUGCUGUCGGCAUCACCAAAAUCCUCACCGAGUGCCCUGCCAUGAUGGACACGGAGUACACCAAACUCUGGACUCCGCUACUGCAGUCCCUCAUCGGCCUGUUUGAGUUGCCUGAAGACGACAGCAUCCCCGAGGACGAGCACUUCAUUGACAUUGAGGACACCCCAGGAUACCAGACCGCCUUCUCUCAGCUGGCCUUCGCCGGGAAGAAGGAGCGCGACCCCAUCGGGGAGGCCGUCUCCAACCCCAAGAUCCUGCUGGCCCAGUCCCUCUCUAAGCUCUCCACUGCCUGCCCUGGGAGGGUCCCCUCGAUGCUCAGCACCAGUCUGAACGCGGAGGCGCUCCAGUUCCUGCAGGGUUACCUUCAGGUGGCCAGCGUGCAGUUGGUCUGAUGUCACAUGCUUCUGUCUCAAUACACGUCUGUACAUUUGGGCCUGCAGUGUCAGAAUUCCUUCCCCCACAACUCCAGAUCAUGAUGGAGGGAAGCUUUUUUAAAAGUGGUUUUAAGGACGUAACCAUGACAACUGGGUCCGUUUGGCUUCACACUGACUGGUGGUGUCAUCAUCUUAGUCAUCAGCGCUUACGGAGGACGCGACUUCAAAAGACGAGUUACUCCAAUACUUUGGUUUGUCUUUGUUGGGGAUUCCUUUUUACACUGACAGAUGUUUCCAUGACGCUUGGUAUUUCUUUCUGCUGCACGUUUUCUGUAGUUUUGUUUUAGUCCGUAUCUGCACUGUUUGUUAUUGUGAAUAAAAAGAGGCACUUGUAUAA
Molecule: messenger RNA, 3450 nt
Organism: Synchiropus splendidus (mandarinfish)
Lineage: Eukaryota; Metazoa; Chordata; Actinopteri; Syngnathiformes; Callionymidae
Gene: cse1l
Product: CSE1 chromosome segregation 1-like (yeast)
Exons: 25
Coding region: 156-3071 (971 amino acids)
Biological process (GO): protein export from nucleus; protein import into nucleus
Cellular component (GO): cytosol; nuclear envelope
Molecular function (GO): nuclear export signal receptor activity; small GTPase binding
Source: RefSeq, a predicted model, not a curated record